Molecule: messenger RNA, 2109 nt
Organism: Cladocopium goreaui
Lineage: Eukaryota; Dinophyceae; Suessiales; Symbiodiniaceae
Source: the annotation of a GenBank genome assembly
AUGCCAUGCCCAAAUACUGAUCCAGUGGCAGCGCUUGAUUGGCUCUUCUCAUCUUUGGAGAAGGAUCUGAAGGAAUCGAAGAUGUGGCCGAUCCGAUUGAUGCAGCACAAGCAUCAAGACACACUGAGAAAUCUUCUUGCAAAGCAUUCGCAGCUCAUUGAAGAGAAGUAUUUUGUGCUCCAGCAGUGGAAGGUCCAGAAGGACGCUGGCCAAUCCCUGGACUUGGCCGUGCUCACCGGGGUGAUUGUGGAUGUGGCCUCUAUCCGUGAUGCUUACUUAGGUGAUGCUGCGGCCGCUGCAGGCCUUUGCAAGCCCAAAGGUGGCAAAAAGAGGAAGUCAGCUGACACAAGCCAAGACCAUCGCUCGAAGAGACCUCGGCUCACUCCAUUUAUUUCCCCUCAUGUGCUGGCUCAAGAAACUGCACAUUCAGCUGUUACUUGGUGCAAAUCACUUGGUGGAAAGCUUCCUCCCACUGACUUGGUUGGGAGGAUUGGACGUACUGGAUGCCAUGGCCGCCACAAAGGCAACAUAGAACGAGAUUGCCAAACAGUCAUCAAUACCUUUGGAAAAAGAUUUGGAGCUACGAUAUCUACUGCCCCUAUUCGAAUGUGGAACCCUAAGAAGUCACGCAUUGAGGUCAAAAAUCUACCGCUCAUUUUCCCAGAUGACUUUGCGUCAGCUUUGUGGGCCCGCUCCCCUCAACUUUUCCGGAAGAUGCUUCUGGGGGAUGGGAAUGUGCGUGAGUAUUGGGAACAUUGCAGGAAUUUUUGCGACUGGUUCAGGUCACACCCAUCCUACAAUCACCCGAACAACUGGGACAAUAUGGUUCCUAUGUCACUUUACGGUGAUGAUGUGCAAACAUUUCGAAAUUCUGAAUGUGGGGCGAUGUCAAUCGUGGCAUGGUCUAGCGACCUUUCAACAGGGAACUCGUUCAAAUCACGGUAUUUUUUGAUCACGGCAUUUUCUGAGUACGAGGAGUGCGCUUACACUUUCAAUGACUUGAUGUCUGAGAUUUCGAAACGGAUCAUAAUGAUGGUCACUCCAAAGAUGGCACGAGAAAAACAGUACCCAUGGCUGAAAGGUGACUACAGCUUCAUGUUGUCAAGCUUACAAGGGGACCUGAAAUGGGUGAACCACACCUACGGCAACCUGUUUGAUUACCGCAGCAAUGACUUUUGUGGCUAUUGCAUGUGCAAAAAACGUCAUGACGUGAUUGGGAUGACCUUGGGUGAUUUCACAGCUUCUGCCUUGCAUGCGUCUACUACCAGAGUGUAUAGACACGAGGAUCUUGUCAAUCGUUCCGCAGUCUACACAAUUCCAGGGGCACACCCCAAGAGGAUACUGCAUGAUAUGGCGCAUAGCCAAUAUCUUGGAACUGGAAAGACAUUGAACGGUGGCGCGCUGGUUGUGCUAUGUGAAACCGGCCUGUGGGGAAACAUGCAGGGGCCAGGCAAGUAUGAUGAAAAACUUCAAGUUGCCUUGCAAGAGGCGCACGCUGAUUUUCUUGCAUGGAAGAAGCAAAAUAAAAUUGCUUGUACCCAACCUCGUUUCACACUAGCUAGGGUGAAUAGACGACAUCGCCAAAUGUGGCCGGUUCUGAAUUCCAAAGCAAUUGCUGGAAAAACAAUUUCUUUUUUCCUCACAGAACGUGCUGUUGCUUGGGCAAACAGACCUAAUGCAACGCUGUUGGAGAAAACGCUGGCAACAUGCCUCUGGAGCUAUGCCCGGAUGGUAAGCGUCAUGGAUUCUGCCAAAAACAUUUUUACGGAGGCAGAAGCAGAGCAAUUUCAGGAACAUUGUUUUGUGCAUUUGCAAGCAUAUGCAAAUUUGAAUGUACAGGGCUUUAAGGCCAAAGGAAAAGAACCAGGAAGAAAUUGUUUUGUGUUGCUACCAAAGCACCACUUUUUGUAUCACGCAGGGGUUGACGCGAAGGAAACGCGAUUAAACCCAAAACAUUUUAUGUUGCUCAGUGCAGAAAGCUUUGUUGGCUACGUUGGGCGUAUUGGACGCCGCGCGCAUCGUUCUUCGCUAACGUUGCGCACAAUUCAAAAGUAUUUGGCACUCAUGCACUUGCAUGUGCAAAGGUUGGAGAGGGGUGAGCAGAGUUAA